AUGGACGUUUCCGGGCUUUUCGUCGCCGAUGAAACGCAAUCUGACGAUGACAACAUCUCCAUCAACUCUACCCUCGCGUCCGAACAUGAUUCCGACGAGGAAUGGCUUGUGGAGGGCAUCCGCGCUCAGAUUCGCGAAGGUGGAAGAGACAAAUUCCUGGUAGAGUGGACCGGUUAUCCCAUUGAGGAGGCCACAUGGGAGCCCAAGGAAAAUGUGACGAAUGAGCUACUCGGAGAAUGGAAAGACACUCAGGCAAAGCAAGCUCGAGGAGAGGAGCAGCCGUUCGACAUUGUCGCCUGGCAAGAUAGCGUGAUCAAGCGUCAUGAGGACAAAUACCAGCGGCAUCACAAGCGUAACGCUGAACGGAAAAAGCGAGGUAUUCAGCUUAGGCUGUGGGAGGGCGAAACCAAGGCGGAUUACUAUCUCAGCGACGAAGACGUAGAAGAGGAUGAAUACAACGCUGUGUUUCCUCCUCCAAAGGUUGUGGGUGGUCGCGAGGAUGCGUUUCAUCCUGACACUCAACCCUCCAAGAUCCCACCAAAGCAGGAAGUUGCGGAGAAACCAACUACUCAGAAACGGGCUUCAGCGACAGAGAGACCAAAAUCACCAACAAGAAAGGCACAAUCCUCUUCAAGCCCUCGGCCACGCUUACAAACAUCUUCAACGCAAGCAGCGGCGAACGGAUAUCAAGGCACAGCAAAGAAGAAGCCUUCGGCAAGCAGACCGGUCAAUAAUGCGACACUUAGCCGUUUGCCGGGUAGUGCGGCAGCAACUGCGCGGACCACUCAUAAGGCGAAAAACACUGCUGUGAGCUCCAGAACGAUGGUUAGAUCACAGAACAGCGGAACGGGCAUCAAUGUCUUUGCGGCCGGCAAGCAAUUAAAGCAGCGCCGUCAACUCGUACAGAACGUGGCCGACCCCACCAAAGAUGCUCGUCUAUUCUCAAAUCAUCGAAUCAAGAGAAAGGUCGAGUUACAAGGUCGUGACAAAGCAGAU
This is a messenger RNA of Colletotrichum godetiae, 996 nucleotides long. RefSeq lists its product as uncharacterized. The record is from RefSeq and is a predicted model, not a curated record. The annotation marks the transcript as partial. NCBI's taxonomy places the organism in Eukaryota, Fungi, Ascomycota, Sordariomycetes, Glomerellales, Glomerellaceae. The transcript has a single exon.